AUGCGCACGAGACAUGAUGCUGAUCCAGCUCUCAUUGAACAGCCUCCUACAGCCGCAGCCACAACUGACCACGACCACGAACGCGACAAUGCGCUUGCCUUGCUCCAGAAUCAGCAAUCCAACCAGUUGGACCAACGCGCGGAUGACAGCGACGUCACUUCCCAUGAGCUGCCCGAUCUCAAUGUCAGCUUGCCUCCACAAGAUGACGACAACGACAAUGCACUCGAAGAGCUGCUGGACCUGAAUGAGUCACCUCAGGAUGACGACGGCGAUGACAACGUCAAAGGGAUGCCAACCCUUGAUGACAGGUCACUCCCUCAAGGUAACGACAAGAACUCGCCUAGCUGUGCAGUUCAGAUGCAACCGGUCUACCAGCCUGAACUUGGCAUCUAUGGAACCGGGACGUAUCUGAUGACUUCGCAAGCCGAAGAUACCUGCACCAGUCCUCAAGAAGACAACGACAAGUUCUGUGUUCCAGAUCUCAAUUUGUAG
Molecule: messenger RNA, 492 nt
Organism: Protomyces lactucae-debilis
Lineage: Eukaryota; Fungi; Ascomycota; Taphrinomycetes; Taphrinales; Protomycetaceae
Exons: 1
Coding region: 1-492 (163 amino acids)
Source: RefSeq, a predicted model, not a curated record